Molecule: messenger RNA, 4298 nt
Organism: Leucoraja erinaceus (little skate)
Lineage: Eukaryota; Metazoa; Chordata; Chondrichthyes; Rajiformes; Rajidae
Gene: slc7a11
Product: solute carrier family 7 member 11
Exons: 12
Coding region: 283-1797 (504 amino acids)
Biological process (GO): amino acid transmembrane transport
Cellular component (GO): membrane
Molecular function (GO): L-amino acid transmembrane transporter activity
Source: RefSeq, a predicted model, not a curated record
GCCCGAAAGUAGGCGGAAGCCAAAGUGUGGCACUCAGGAGGAAGGCACAUAGACUGAUGUACACAUCGGCUGAUGCUGACACUUUCAGAUGUACAGAGACGGUCACACGCAUGCACGUGGGGCUCACACACACGCACACAUAGGACGCGCAGAUUAUCAACAGUGAAAUGAACAACGUUAGCAAGAAGUCAAUUUAAGCCACGCACACCUGCCUUCAUUCCUGCAGUACGGUAUCCAGGACAGAGGUUAAAGGAAAAGCCCGUGGAGUGAGUCAAGGGAAAGAUGUCUACUAGUCCCGUACCGGUCAUCUACGGGGGAGACGACGUCAACCCGGACACCUGUGGAUCCAUGCCAUCCAAGGCGGACUCACUGCAACCAAGUCAAAGCAGCGAGGAGACAGUGGUUUUGAAGAAGAAGGUGAAUCUGUUGAGAGGCAUAUCCAUUAUAAUCGGGACGAUCAUCGGCGCCGGGAUCUUCAUCUCUCCCAAGGGGAUCCUGCAACACACCGGCACGGUGCCAAUGGCCCUGGCGAUGUGGACUGCCUGCGGCAUCCUGUCGCUGUUCGGAGCACUGUCAUAUGCUGAACUUGGAACAAGUAUACCUAAAUCGGGUGCACAUUACACGUAUAUCCUGGAAGCCUUUGGUCCACUGUCCGCUUUUGUUAGAGUCUGGGUGGAACUGAUCAUCAUAAGACCUGCCUCCACUGCUGUUAUAUCUUUGGCAUUCGGUCAGUACGUAUUGCAACCAUUAUUUAUGCCAUGUGGAGUUCCAGAGAUUGCGGUUAAGAUCACCACCACGAUUGGAAUCACUGCGAUAAUGUACAUUAACAGCAUGAGUGUCAGCUGGUCUGCGCGGCUGCAGAUCUGUCUAACAUUCUUCAAACUUGGUGCCAUUUUAAUAAUCAUCAUCCCUGGAAUGGUGCUGUUAUGCAAAGGGGAAACACAUAACUUUCAUCAACCUUCCCAUCAAAAAGAAGUUAGUCUUUCGGGACUUCCUUUGGCCUUUUAUUCUGGAAUGUAUGCAUAUGCAGGAUGGUUUUACAUGAAUUUUGUCACAGAAGAAGUAGAAAAUCCUGAAAAAAAUAUACCUCGUGCUAUCUGCAUUUCAAUGGUGGUGGUCACUGUUUGCUAUAUUUUAACAAAUGUAGCCUAUUUUGCCGUAAUGAGUCCUGAAGAGCUUUUGGCCUCUGAUGCAGUAGCUGUGACCUUUGCAGAACGACUGAUGGGAAAAUUCUCUGUAGCAGUGCCAAUUUUCGUAGCUCUUUCCUGCUUUGGCUCUAUGAAUGGAGGUAUCUUUGCAGUUGCCAGAAUGUUUUUUGUUGCUUCACGAGAAGGUCACCUUCCAGAAAUUCUGUCCAUGAUCCAUGUUCGUAAACACACACCUCUUCCUGCUGUUAUUGUGUUGUAUCCUCUAACGGUCCUCAUGCUGUUUGUGAGUGACCUCUACAGUCUAUUAAACUUUCUGAGCUUUGCCCGAUGGCUGUUCAUUGGGCUGGCAGUGACUGGUCUGAUCUACUUGCGGCACAAACGUCCGGACAUGCAUCGCCCAUUUAAGGUGCCUCUGUUCAUCCCAGUUUUCUUUGCUUUAACUUGUUUCUUCAUUGUUGCCCUGUCACUCUACUCUGACCCCAUCAAUACUGGCAUUGGAUGUGCCAUCACACUAACUGGUAUUCCUGCCUACUAUCUGUUUGUCGUGUGGGACAAUAAGCCAAAGUGGUUCAGAAGACUGAUGGGUUCAAUGACUAGGACUCUCCAGAUCAUCCUGGAGGUUGUGCCAUCUGAACAACAUAAAGACUGAGGAGGUCCUUUGGUGGGCAAGCUGCAGAGUGUUUCGAAUACUGAGACUGCAGACAUCAACAAAAUGGCAGUCUUUCCAACAAAGCCAUUCACUUGAAUCCUAAAUCUUCUCCAAAGUUUCAUCAAAUGAUUGGGAUCUUUUGUGGCCCAGAAAUCAUGUGCUGGGGAGUUAUCCUUGUCCCUUGCCAGUUGUGUACAGUUCUUUAUGCCAUUUCUCUCAGGGGUGGGUUUGAUCUAGUUGUGAUCUUACAGCAAAAUUAUGGCAAGAGAUGAGGAAAACCAAACCAUCACACCCAUCCACAAUCCCCAUAACAAACUGAAAACUGGUAUUUAUUAAUAUGGUCUAAUUUUUAUAGAGGCAUAAAAUUAAAGUUUGUACAAAAACCAACACAGCUAUGCUGGUGAUGUGGAUGCGCUUAAUAUACAUAUAGACUAUGUGAUCACAUACUAUUGAUACUUCUCUAAAGGCCUUACUAAGACAUGCAUUGAUGUGUCUCAAUCAUAAACUGGAUUAUAUUUAUGACAUGAGCUGCUGGGAUUAUUGUGAUGAUCAGAAUCUAUUUUUGCUAAUAUUUGCCUUUAAGAAAACUUUAAACUUUCAUAUUUCAGUUAAAUUACAAACCUUCCCUCUGUAGGAACCUCUGUUAUUUUGGCAGAAAUUGCACUUUCUGGCACUGAAUUCUGGAGAUAACAUUACCAGUUCCCACUGAUAACAAAUGACACUCGCAGGAGCCCAAAAUGGAAAUGGACAAUCAUUGGAUACUGUUUGCACAAACAGCUAUAUGUAAUAUUUUCCAAGGAAGUUCCUACAGCUUCCCACCAGAGGAACUGCCACAGAAUUACAGGGCCUUUAUGUUAGCUUGUUAAGCGCACAUAUUGCUAAUGGAAUGAUCUGCUCUUCAAACUGCACUGUGAGUCACUGCUUUACAAAUAAUUAUAGGUCCACUGGAAAGUCCUGUCUUUGCUGCUUCAGUGGUCAGAAGUAAAACUGAUCCUCAACUGUGCCAGAUGCCUUGAUUCCACAUCAGUGGGCUGAUCUACACUCCAUUCAGCUUUUGUUCUGUUGACUUCAAUUUUUUUAGCCCAAUGCACUCAGUGUAUUAUCCCUCGAAGGUAGACAAAAAAGCUGGAGAAAUUCAGCGGGUGAGGCAGCACCUAUGGAGCGAAUGAAUAGGUGACAUUUUGGGUCAAGGACCUUCUUCAGAGACACAUUCCUUCGGUCCAUAGAUGCUGCCUCACCCGCUGAGUUUCUCCAGCUUUUUUGUCUACCUUCAAUUUUUCCAGCAUCUGCAGUUCUUUCUUAAACAUAUUAUCCCUCAAUAUAAUUUCAAGGCUCUGACGUGUAACUUGUUUCUCCAGACUUUUAAGAAUGAAGGGAUUUCUGCUACCACUGUUCAAUUUCUGAGCCAAUGUAUUUCUCUUUCUUUUCCCCCAAGCAAUUAUACUUUCCCAAUAGCCCAGCAACAUUUUUGCUCUUUUUUCUAGCUGCUCAGAAGUUAACCAACAUAAUUUGGCCCACUGCAUCAUCUUUCAUUCUUAUUCCUCAAAAUGUCAUGUCAUUUUACACUUGCUGGCAAAACAUCUAGAAACUAAGCUCAGAAAGGACUGAUAACAAAGUAACAGAAGGCAGUGGGAUGUUGGUGGUGUGAGGUGCUGAGAAGUAGGUAGCAGUUGCUUCACUAAUUGUGGUGAGAAAAUAGACGUCAGUGCAAGAUUACAAAUCAAUGAUAGAUAUAACUCAUUUAUCAUCUUUUGUAAACACUCUUUAACAGGAACUUUUGAUCAGAAAUAUGCAGAAAGAAGAUUAUUUUGCACAAGUGCAAAUGUUAAUUGGUGUUUUGAAUAAAUAGUAGAACCAUGUAUUUGCAGAGGUUUCCUCACUUUGGUCAUGUUUUAUAGAGAGCAGGAGGGGGAAAUGGUAUGAACUAAAUAAAGUAAUUUGUUAAAGUAAUGAUUCUUUUGUUUCUGUUCAUUAAAUAACAAUAUUGAAAAAAUUCUAGCACCCGGUGGCUACUGGUUUAAUAGUUUUAAACAUGAGAAAUUAGACACAUAUUUUAUGUAUCUCACGUGACAACUUCUUCAAUCCAGGAAUUAUCCUACAGGUAGUCCUUCAAACUGCUCAUUGGGCAAAGCGAUAUUACUUAGAAAAUGCAGCAUGUUUAAUCUAUCACACACUUACUCAGUCGGAAGAAGGGUCUUGACCCGUAUUGUCACCCAUUCCUUCUCUCUAGAGGUGCUGCUUAUCCUGCUGAGUUACUCCAGCAUUUUGUGUCUAUCUUCGGUUUAAACCACAUCUACAGUUCCUUCCUACACACACUUGUAUUCAUCAUGUAUUCAAAAAUUAUGCCAUGUUUUUAAAUGUGCAUAAUUGUUGGAAAAUGAGUCCAGAAAGUUGUACUGCAGAUUUUUCAGAUAGUGAAACGUCUCACGUUCCAGAAAGGUUUGCAAGACCAUGGAGACAGUGCAUAGGAGAUUUAUUAAAAUGAUUUCCAAAGAAUACAG